CGUUAACAAAAAGUCGCAUGUGCUUCGACGCACGCAUUUUUACGUCACUUCAGUGUACUUUUGCCACCUACACAAACAUAAUACAUAAAUAUAAAGUGCACUGGGUUCAGUAAAAUGACAGGCAAGAAGAAAGAAGCUUCUUUGCAGGCUUCCGCCACUAACCAAGAGCAAUGGGAGGAGAUUCUUGCGACAAAGGGUUUAACAGUGGUGGACGUGUACCAGCACUGGUGUGGUCCUUGUCGAGCUGUCAUAAGCCUUUUACGAAAAAUCAACAAUGAACUUGGAGAUGAGCUGUUACAUUUUGCCACGGCCGAGGCAGACAGUAUUGAUGCUCUGGAGAAGUAUCGAGGGAAAUGUGAGCCUACCUUCUUGUUCUAUGGGGGCGGCGAGUUGGUGGCCGUACUACGAGGGGCCAACGCACCACUCCUUCAAAAGAUGAUCGUGGAACAACUAGCCAAGGAGAAGUUAGUGCUAGAGCAUGGCGUGGAACGGAAAGCGGUUGUCGAUAAUGAUCUCCCGCAAGAUGAGAAGAUAGAAGCACAAGGGGGCCAUCAUUUAGAGGAGGGAGAAAUUCCGGCCAGGAAAUCUUAUACCGUGGCCAUCAUUAAACCAGAUGCAGUUGCACACGGCAAGGCUAAUGAGAUCAUUAUGAAGAUACAAGAUGCAGGAUUUGAGAUCCUAGCCCAGAAAGAACUAACGUUGACCGAAGCCCAAGCGAGAGAGUUGUACCAGCAGAAAGAAGCAGAGGAUUAUUUUGAAGACCUUGUUCAGUUUAUGUCCAGCGGACCCUCGCAUAUUUUGAUGCUCUCCCAUCUUGAGGACACUUGCGACGUGGUGCAAGCUUGGCUUCAUUUCAUUGGCCCAUCCAACAUCGAAGAAGCAAAGCGUGAGAAUCCAGAGAGCUUGCGGGCAAAAUACGGAACGCGGACGCUGUUCAACGCGGUUCAUGGCAGUGAGGAUGUCGAUCGGGCCGGCAGGGAGCUCGCCUUCUUCUUCCCUGACUUCAGCCCAGCCAAGGGAACGGCACGGGAUGCGGAGGAAAAGCCUGUGGAGAGGACGUUGGCUCUCUUCCGUCCUGACGUUGCCAGGGAAAACAGAGAGGAGAUUCUGACACAAAUCAAUCAGUCGGGCUUCCAAGUGUCACUCCAAAGAGAGAUGAUUCUGACAGAGGAACAAGUCAGAGAGUUUUAUGUCCAUCGUGUCGAGGAGGACGAAUUUCCUUCACUCUUACAAAAUAUGACAAGAGGUCCGGUGUUGGUGUUGGUUCUCACCAAAGAAAAUGCUGUUCAACAAUGGAAGAAUAUGCUUGGUCCUUCAGAUAUCAAAAAGGCCAAAGAGGAGGACCCCAAAUGUUUCAGGGCCCGUUUUUCUGUGGAAGGAGAUCCGCACAACCAGCUGCAUGGAAGUUACUCUACUGAAGAGGCCUCCAGGGAAAUCAGCUUCUUCUUCCCCGUCCAGCAAACACUUGCUGUCAUUAAACCCGACGCAGUGGACCAACGCAAACACGAGAUUCUAGAGGAGAUCCGCAACAGAGGUUUCUCCAUCAAGAGAAUGGAGGAGAGGCUUCUCUCCAAGGAGAUGGCUGAGGAAUUUUACAAGGAGCACAGGGAGCGGCCAUUUUUCAACCAGCUGGUGGAGUUCAUGUGUAGUGGUCCCAGUGUGAUAAUGGUCCUGGAAAAGGAAAAUGCAGUAGAGGAGUGGAGGGCCACAAUGGGUCCCACAAAUCCGGAACGAGCAAAGGUGGAGCUCCCUGAAUCUCUGAGAGCACGAUUUGGUUCUGACAUCCUUCGCAACUCUGUGCACGGAUCUUCGAGUCAAGGACGCGCUCAAGAGGAGAUCCAGUUCGUCUUUGGUGGACAAACAGAGUUCACUGAAACUUUAGGUGAACACACAAAUGAUGCCCCUCUGGAUAAACAGCAACACUACGAAGGAGACGCAGGUGAAUUAAAUCCUCCCGCAGAAGAGAAAAAAAGUUCUGGAUUGUCAUACUAAUCAUCGUUGGAAUGGAACCUUUUACUUCAGGUUUUCCAGCAUACACGUAAAUGUGUACCCCAACAUGUCCAGUUGUUGUAUUCAGUCUCUGAUCCAGCCUUUACUUACGAUACAGUACUCAUGCAUUUUGCAUUUUCUUCUAUCAGUCAUAAUAGUUUUUUGUUUUUAACAAAGAAGCUGAAUCCCUCUUACUGAUCUCCUGGGUCGACGUUAUCCUCCUCAUUGAAAGACCUAUUGAACAUCUCCGUAAUGCUCUUCUGACUGGGAUCCUACACAAUGUCAAAUUAAAAUGUUUUACAUUGGCUCCAACAUGACUCCCCCGCUCUCAAUGAAACGUUAGGAAAAAAAAAAAAAAGGUUGCUACCUUUGAGUGGAAUUGAGCUGUCACCGCGUGGGCUGAGAGGUUUGACUCGGACAGGCCGACCUGCUCCAAUACUUGCAUUUUUCCCUGAAUCAUCGGCCUGGGUGGAAAAAAAACACAAAUUAGGAUUCACACCAACUCCACCGAGCUCACUGUUGGUUGUCAUUUAUACCACAAGUGAUCAUCAGCUGUUCCCUGCGCGACUAAGUAGUGAAUGUUCACAUUGUUGGUUUGACCGAUGCGAUGAACUCUGUCUUCAGCCUGGAUAAGAACCUAAAGCACAAAAAGAACAGUACUUUGACUUUUAAAAGCCUUAACAAAAGAGGCUUUUCCAACCUUAAAUAAUGGAUAUUUUUAAUUCAUUCUUACUCCGGGGUUCCAGAACAGUUCGGCAAAGACGACCAGAUCAGCAGCGUGUAGCGUCAUGCCCAUGUUGGCGGCGGUGAUGGACAGGACGGCCACGCACGCCUUCCCAGAUAACUGAAAUUUGUCACAUAAAAUCUGGCGCUCACCUGACGGCGUGGAACCAUCGAUGCGAAUGAACGAGACGUCCUGUUGAGAACGUGAAACAAAGGAGUUUGCUAGAGGAAUGGUUCUCAUUUUUAAGCAACUACUACCUCAACGAAUAUUUGGCCAAUAUCAGGGCUAAGAUCAUGUCAUUGGCUGCCAUUGACGGCAAUGUUCAUUCGCCCCUCCCAGUCAAAAUGGAUUAGACGUCUAACUUCAGUCAACGGCAUUGAAACACGAGCAUUCACUAGUCCAAUAGCCGGCAAUAGGUUCAAAUAUCUUGUAUGUCAGAAAAAGGCAGAAGUUUUAGUUAUGUUUAUGAGCUACAGUUUGAGCAGUAACAGCACUUAAGUUUUAGAAAAAAGUGAAAUGGUAAUAUGCUUAAGGAUUGAGUUAACUGGUAAUAUUUAAAAAGAAACCGUUUUUAAAUAUUAAAUGUGAAUAUUUUGUAGUCUGAGUUGAAUACAACUGAACUGUACUUGAUUAUUGCACUGUAGUGAAUUUACAUGGCAUGCUUCAACAUUUAAUUCAAUUUUUUACAUACCACUAGAGUAGGUUUCUCAAACUCAAUUUAUCAGGAGCCUGCUGGAAAUAAAAGUCGAGGGUAGUCUAGGACAGUGUUUUUCAACCUUUUCUGUGUCACAGCACAAUUUUACAUUGGAAAAAAAUUCGCGGCACACAACAAACCAAAAAUGUUCCAAAAUUACUUUCUGUAGAGUAUAUUUAUUUAUAAAAUAAUUUCUCAAUAUUUAUACUUAUUCAGUGUGAAACUUGAGCCUGUAUGGAUGAACACAAAGCCGAUAUCCUGGCAGGAAUCUUUGUCGACAGCUCUUUAGGAGU
This is a messenger RNA of Corythoichthys intestinalis (scribbled pipefish), 3700 nucleotides long. RefSeq names its product NME/NM23 family member 9 (gene nme9). The coding region runs from base 115 to 1992 and encodes 625 amino acids. Lineage: Eukaryota; Metazoa; Chordata; Actinopteri; Syngnathiformes; Syngnathidae. The record is from RefSeq and is a predicted model, not a curated record. Gene Ontology annotation, biological process: GTP biosynthetic process; UTP biosynthetic process; CTP biosynthetic process. Gene Ontology annotation, molecular function: nucleoside diphosphate kinase activity. The transcript is spliced from 16 exons.